AGGAUGUCUUUCAAGAAGGAAACACCCCUGGCUAAUGCUGUGUUUUGGGCAGCGAGGAAGGGGAACUUGGCUCUGCUUCAACUGCUACUCAACAGCGGGCGAGUGGACGCAGACUGCAGAGACAGUUAUGGAACAACAGCGCUGAUGGUGGCAUCAUACAGCGGCCAUUAUGACUGUGUUAAAGAGCUUAUCAUGCAAGGGGCUGAUAUCAACUACCAAAGAGAGACAGGUUCUACCGCUUUGUUCUUCUCCUCCCAGCAAGGACACCAUGAAGUUGUAAAGCUCCUCUUUGAAUUCGGUGCCUCCACUGAAUUCCAGACAAAGGAUGGUGGCACAGCUCUCACUGUCGCAUCUCAGUACGGUCACUCCAAAGUGGUGGACAUCCUGCUGAAAAAUGGAGCCAAUGUUCACGACCAGCUGAACGAUGGUGCCACCCCUCUUUUCCUUGCUGCCCAAGAGGGUCAUGUGACUGUGAUUCGUCAGUUGCUGUCAUCCGGUGCCAAGGUCAACCAAGCAAGGGAGAAUGGCUAUACUGCCCUUCAUGCUGCUGUUAUGAGUGGAAAUCUUCAAUCUGUUCUGCUGCUACUUGGAGCGAAUGCUGACCCAACGCUACUCAAUAAGAAUAGUGAACUCCCUGCAGAUCUGACAAAGAAUGAUCGCAUCCUUAAGGUUUUACGUCCAAAAAUCCUGAAUGGACACAGCUGAUAAUGGCACAGGUUCCUGCCUUCACGCCUGUCUGUGUAAGGAGGGGGAAAGAAAACAAGUGUCCAAUCCACCCAAUUACAACAUGUACUGUACACGGUGCUUGCUUUUGGUUGAAAUUAAGCUGUCGUAUGCCGAACAAACCUGGACAAAGUAUAGCGCAACACAAAAAACAUUUGUCUUCCAUGUGCAUCAUCCCCUACUGGUCUCCUGUUUAUUUGUGUUUAUCCCAAGUGUUGUCAGAUUUCUAUAUAUUUUGCACUCUUUAUUUGCCUUUUUAAUAAAUGUAAUAAAGUGUAAUUUUAUUUAUUAAUGCAGGAGUAUCUGUGUGGAU
Molecule: messenger RNA, 1036 nt
Organism: Haplochromis burtoni (Burton's mouthbrooder)
Lineage: Eukaryota; Metazoa; Chordata; Actinopteri; Cichliformes; Cichlidae
Product: ankyrin repeat domain-containing protein 29
Molecular function (GO): protein binding
Source: RefSeq, a predicted model, not a curated record